AUGGAGACACACAAUCUGACAGUGAUGAGAGAAUUCGUCCUGAUGGGCAUCACGGAUCGUCCUGACCUGCAGGUGCCAUUGUUCACUCUUUUCCUCAUCAUCUAUGUGGUCUCUGUGGUGGGCAACUUGGGCAUGAUCAUCCUCACCAUGAUAGACUCCAGGCUGCAGACUCCAAUGUACUUUUUCCUCCGACACCUGGCUCUCACUGACCUUGGUUACUCUACAGCUGUAGGACCCAAAAUGUUGGCAAAUUUUAUUGUCGACAAAAAUACAAUUUCCUAUAACUUCUGUGCUACUCAGCUGGCAUUCUUUAUUAUGUUUAUUGGUAGUGAACUUUUUAUCCUGUCUGCCAUGUCUUAUGAUCGCUAUGUGGCCAUCUGCAACCCACUGCUCUACACUGUCACAAUGUCACAAAGAGUGUGCUGGGUACUGGUGGCAAUCCCAUAUCUCUACUGUACAUUCAUGUCUCUUCUUGUCACCAUAAAGAUUUUCACUGCAUCUUUCUGCAACUACAAUGUCAUCAGUCAUUUCUACUGUGAGAGUCUCCCUUUGCUAUCUUUGCUCUGCUCAGAUACAUAUGAAAUUGAAAUGAUUAUUUUGAUCUUCUCGGCCAUUAAUUUGAUCUCCUCUCUUCUGAUAGUUCUUGUGUCCUAUCUGCUCCUUCUUAUAACUAUUCUGAAGAUUAAAUCUGCUGAUGGAAGACGCAAGGCUUUCUCCACUUGUGGGUCCCACCUGACUGUGGUUAUAGUCUUCUAUGGGACUUUGAUAUUUAUGUAUGUGCAGCCCAAGUCCAGUCAUUCCUCUGCCAUUGAUAAAGUGGCUUCCAUUUUUUAUACCCUGGUCAUCCCUAUGUUGAAUCCACUUAUCUAUAGCUUGAGGAACAAAGAUGUAAAAUCUGCCCUUCAGAGAAUAUGGACAAAAUUAUACAAUAUCUUCUCUUAA
This is a messenger RNA of Perognathus longimembris pacificus (Pacific pocket mouse), 942 nucleotides long. RefSeq names its product olfactory receptor 8K3-like. The transcript has a single exon. The record is from RefSeq and is a predicted model, not a curated record. Gene Ontology annotation, cellular component: membrane. Lineage: Eukaryota; Metazoa; Chordata; Mammalia; Rodentia; Heteromyidae. Gene Ontology annotation, biological process: G protein-coupled receptor signaling pathway; sensory perception of smell. Gene Ontology annotation, molecular function: G protein-coupled receptor activity; odorant binding; olfactory receptor activity. The coding region runs from base 1 to 942 and encodes 313 amino acids.